CCGGGCGGCUCUGCCCCCGCCGCGCCGGGCAGGAGGCGCACCCGAGAGCUGCGGGACCCGCGGCGGCUGCCAGCUUCACCAGGAAAGAGGAAAGCGGCGGCUCCCGCGGGCAAGGAUUUGAGCGGCCGGGCGAAGGCUGGCAGCGCCGGAGCCCGUUUGGGGUUUCGCCGGCGGGGAGGGAGGAAGGAAGGAGCGAAGCCGCUCGGUUUUUUUUCCCUUUAAUCUCUUCCCCUGCUUGAGUCAGAGGUCGAAGUCACCCGUGUGUCCGUCCCGAAGCUUUUCACUCGCCACGGGGGGACUGACUGCCCCCGGGAAGAUGCGCCAACACCCGUGAGCGGGAUUGAGUGGGAGCAGAGCUGCCCCACGCUGGGGCAUGAGGCCGGGCAACUCAUCACACAGGUCUGGCCCUUCUGCGGCUUCAGCGAUGCUGCCUGGGAAAGCGGAGAAGAGGAUCGCUUCGUCCAUCUUCAUCACCCUGGUGCCACCACGCAGGGAGGCGGCCACCAAGGACGAAGCCCUGAGGGAGCCGCAGCCAGAUGGUGCUGAGGUCCUGGGUGCUCAUCGCCCCCGGGCCCCGCGGUCGCAGCACCCCGUGUUGCCCAACGGAGAAAUCCACCCAGCAGCCCCUGUGCCUUCAUCCUCACCAGUCCUCGUCCUCUCCGAAGCAGCCCAGCCCUUGUCCACAGAGACAGUGGGUCCAGCACUGCAGCAACUGGACCUGGCAGCACCCAGAGCCCUCCAGGCCCCUUCUGCCUUCCCUGCUGAACUGAGGCUACCCACAUUCCGCCAGGAGCCAGCAGGGAAGCUGCAGCAGCAGGAUACGAACGGGUACCCAGAGAGGGACGGCUCCAGAGUCAUCUGUGCCUUCUGCCACAAAGCACUGGGGCCCCGGGAGCCAACGGUGGAGGCGAUGCGGAAGCAGUACCACGCCGACUGCUUCAUGUGCCGCACCUGCCAGCGGCUCCUGGCCGGCCAGCGCUAUUACCAAAAGGAUGGGCGCCCCACGUGUGACACCUGCUACCAGGCCACGCUGGAGAAAUGUGCCAAGUGCCAGAGGCUGAUCACAGAGCGCAUCGUCCGUGCCCUGGGCAAGGGCUACCACCCCGGCUGCUUCUCCUGCGCCGCCUGUGGCCGGGCCAUCGGCACUGAGAGCUUCGCCGUGGAUGAGCAGGAGGAGGUGUACUGCGUGGCCGACUUCUACAGGAAAUACGCCGUGGUCUGCAGUGCCUGCGAGCGCCCCAUCGUCCCCCGCGAUGACAAGGACACCUACAAGAUCGAGUGCCUGGGACGCAGUUUCCACGAGAGCUGCUACCGCUGCGAGAGCUGUGGGACACCUCUGUCGCCGGAGCCCACAGAGAGCGGGUGCUACCCCCUGGAUGAUCACCUCCUCUGCAAGUCCUGCCACAUCCACAGGCGAAACGAGUCGUCCUGCUAAAUCCCCACGGCUCCACCUCUUCCAGCGCUGCACAUCACAAAGGGAGGUUCCCCCUGGAAUGCACCCUGCGGCCAGCCCCGGGUGCCCGCUGCACCCCCAAAUAGCUGCAGGACAGGAGUUUUCAUCACUAAAAUGUACCCAGGACCCUGGCUCGCCGGGCUGGACGAGCAGAGAGGCGAGGAUAAAGUGUCCCGGCACAGCUCUGUGCUCCUUAUGAACAUAUAAAGCCCUGGCAGAGCAGUGGUGGUGGAGGAGCUGAGGUUUUGUUCACUUAUUUCUGUUCUUAAACUCCUUUUCUGAGGUUGGUUUGGGUUCCCUGGGUGUAUUUUCUUUCUUCUCGAGCUUCCUUGGGGUUUCACUUAAACAUUUUUCUCUCUGUGGUGACACAGAGAGCGGGCACUGAUUUAGUUACUCGCAGUUAAAUAAAACCCCACGUUUAAAACCCCCUGUUUAUUUCAUCCGCCCUGCAUUCCAAACCCAUAAAAUACAAGGUUAGAAAUAAGAAAAAAACCCUGCUUUUUAGACUCUCUAGGCCUGGCAAGAGUUGAGUUGCAGAGGGCAAUAACGCAGCAGAUUUUGGGGUGCAAUGAUCUGGCAGAGCUGCUGAACCCAGAGGAGAGCUGGAGGUUGUUUUUUGGGGGCUGGGUUUGGGAUUUUGCCAUGUGCUGUGGUGUUGAUGAAGUGUUGAGGAAGGGUUUUUUUGCUGCCAGCCUGCAGCGCCUGGACUCCAUCUCCACCAAAUCCUGAAGCCGGCAGAGGGCAGGCAGAGCACGAGUUCUUCCAUCAGGCAGAGAAACUCCAGCUAAACACUCCCUCCUGUGUCCAACAGCCUCAUUUUUGCAUGAUAUCCAAGAUAUUGCUCCGCUGUCCCAAGCUUUUUGAUGUCCUCUUGAUCCAAGCGCCAAAACUGCAGAAUUGGACCAUUUCUCUGCCUGCCCAACAUCUGUGCAACCGAUGUCAUGGCUGCGCAGCGGUUUUGUUUGCAAGGGCAUUGCAAACCAGGCAGAGAAAGAGGGGUUUUCCUGUGCUUAAAAAGCCACAAAUCGAGAGCAGAAAAUAGCAAAAGCAUCUGAAAUGACGUUUAAUGCUUUCCUGAUGAAAAAAUGGAGCUGCUAAAAAAAAACUAGCAACCAUCCAACCAGCAGCCACACGCUUCUAAGUCGCAUUGUAGCCUGUUCCUGCAGUGCGUGCUGUAUUUAUGGAUGAAGGGGUUAAUGUAUAGUUAAUGUAUGCACCGAGUCAAUUAAUCACACCAACCCCACAACUCUUUCCUGCCGACUCUGCCCAUCUACAAAACCUAAUUAUUACUCAAGGUUUGUUAAUGUGCGCCUACAGCCCAUCAAUCAGGUUGUAACUCGAUAUAGACUUAUUUAUAAAUAGGAUGUUAAUGUAAAGUUGGGGUCUGUCGCAGUCCCGUAAGGAAGUGGCUUUGGGUCCCGUUGCUUGGGAUCCCCAUGUCCCACGCCAGGGAAAUCCCGCACUCGGAGUCAGCUCUCACUUGCCAAAGCCUCUCACCCUGUGGGGAAAACCAGACACCAAAAUGAUGCUAGGAAAGUGAAAAGACGGGGGCAGGGUUGGCAGCGGCCAAAGGCCUUGGGGAAGGCAAGUCCUGAAGGGCAAAAUGUUGCCUGAGACCCUUUUUUUUUUUUAAUUGCAAUACGGGUAUUUUUCCAAGCGAGGUUUUCAGGGAGGAUGGAAAGGCCAAUGCUAAGCGGUGUC
Molecule: messenger RNA, 3154 nt
Organism: Cuculus canorus (common cuckoo)
Lineage: Eukaryota; Metazoa; Chordata; Aves; Cuculiformes; Cuculidae
Gene: FBLIM1
Product: filamin binding LIM protein 1
Exons: 9
Coding region: 374-1435 (353 amino acids)
Biological process (GO): cell-cell adhesion
Cellular component (GO): focal adhesion; stress fiber
Molecular function (GO): filamin binding
Source: RefSeq, a predicted model, not a curated record